Messenger RNA from Trypanosoma theileri, 429 nucleotides. RefSeq lists its product as uncharacterized. Bases 1 to 429 code for a protein of 142 amino acids. The record is from RefSeq and is a predicted model, not a curated record. Lineage: Eukaryota; Euglenozoa; Kinetoplastea; Trypanosomatida; Trypanosomatidae. The transcript has a single exon.
AUGGAGCCAAAUACAUCCAUGAAUUGUGCGACCUUGUGCCACCACCUCAUGAUUGGCUUCACUAUGGCACGAAAUACAGAUUUUCAACAAGCUUUUAAGAAAGCACUCGCGCACUUCAGUUUCGAAUGGGCGGCAGUGGAAGAAAAAAAAUCACUAUUAUAUGACCAAUACAAAUGUACAGGUCCAGGAGAUGCAAAGACAAAUGACACAAAUUUGCCAUUAAACCCCUGGGUCAACAACACAAAUGAGAAAAAUGCGUCCACAAUCGCGGGCGACUCAGAAGCAACUGGGAGAAAAGCAAGCACAACCCGCGGCAGCACUACAGCAACUCGUUCAAAGAGAGAUUCAGGCGGUGAAAUUGCUGCAACAAAUAGCGCAGGAGCAUCCCAAUACAAGCGCGGCGUAAGACAAAUGCCGGAAUUCCCAUAA